Diachasma alloeum is the source of this 2581-nucleotide messenger RNA. RefSeq names its product venom carboxylesterase-6. The record is from RefSeq and is a predicted model, not a curated record. Lineage: Eukaryota; Metazoa; Arthropoda; Insecta; Hymenoptera; Braconidae. The coding region runs from base 780 to 2528 and encodes 582 amino acids. The transcript is spliced from 8 exons.
AUUAAAUUAAGUUUUUCUUUCACAACGGUGAUUAGAGAGUAAACUUGUCCUCGGUGCGAAAUUGAGUCGUCAAGGGAUGGAUGAGUGAAUGAUGAUGAGUGUGGAAAGUGUGCGAUAUUUAUGUGGAGUGUAAGGAUGUGAUUGGUGGAAAAUUUGGAGAAGGGAUAAGUGAAAUCCUGGCUUUCGAUUGGUUCGGCACUGUAAGUUUCCGCCGGUGAGCUGUGAUUGGCUCGGGGGUCCCGGCGGGGAAAUUUUCGUCGUGACAUCACAGCCGCUAGUCGGGCGCCUGAGGGAUUAUGGUUAUAAACGGGUCAUUAGGUUGAGGAAAGGUUUAUGAUUUGUGACUUGGACAGAUGUUCUAGACUUUCGAAGGAAUAAGGAAAUGGAUUUUUAUGUGGGAAUUGGCUCAAUAUCUCGACAGGAAAAUUAGGGAAUUGGCCCAAUGUCUAGAGAGGAAAAUUGAGUAUAUGUAUGUGUGUGCGUGUGUGAAUGACAGAGGUGUAGUGGAGACAUAGUCACCACAUUAUGAUAUUCUAAGGCAUGCUAGGAAACAAUCGGAAACAUACUCAAUUUUUUUCGAAAUUUGAAAAAAAAAUCUCCUGAUUCGAUCGAAGUAGCAUGACACGCCCCUGGUGACAUGAAAAUCCCCACUCUCAGAUCAUCUCACAUACGCAUAUCACUGCAUAAAACCAUUCUCACUAGUUGCAACUUCGUCACCAGUCAGUCAAUAUCUACAUAGCGUCUCGUGAAAGCGUCAUUACGAUUCAUAUUUGUGCACAAUGAAUAUAUUAUCAGCGGCCGUGACAUUAUUUAUUUUAUUCUUCAUCAGUCCCUCGACAUCUGCUUCACCUGUUGUGAAAAUUCAGCAUGGAAGAUUGCAAGGUACUUAUAUGAGGACAAGGAAGGGAAGAGAAAUCUCGGCAUUCAGAGGAAUACCUUACGCUCUUCCACCAAUCGGCGAAUUGAGAUUUGAGCUACCUCAACCCGUGAGUUCAUGGUCAGGCACCCGCUCGGCUGAACAUGACGCGGCAGUUUGUGUGCAAAACAACGUUUUUGCAGGUGAAAAUGAAUUCUUUGGCACAGAAGAUUGCCUGUAUCUGAAUGUUUACACUCCAAAGGUGUCAGAUUUUGAAAACGAACACGAUGAAACUAGGUAUCCAGUGAUGGUGUGGGUUCAUGGGGGAGGUUGGAUGUGUGGCUCCAGUGACUCUUUAUUGUACAACCCUAAAUUCCUUCUUGAUAAGGAUGUUAUUCUGGUAUCUUUCAAUUACAGAUUAGGGCCACUAGGUUUUCUAAGUACCGCCGAUGAAGUCCUUCCUGGUAAUCAGGGAUUGAAGGAUCAAGUUCUAGCUUUGAAAUGGAUUCGGGAAAAUAUUGCAGCAUUCGGAGGAGAUAAAAAUAGUGUGACAAUAUUUGGGGAGAGUGCAGGUGGUGCUAGCACUCAUUAUCUCAUGCUCAGUCCUCUGGCAAAAGGUCUCUUCCACCGCGUUAUUUCUCAAAGUGGCACAGCUCUAGCUCCGUGGUCUCGGACAACACCAGCCGCUGCAAAGAAGCAAGCUCAGCGACUUGCCAAGCAACUGAAUUGUCCUGUUGAACCUUCUGAAAAACUUCGAGAUUGUCUUCAACAUAAAGAUCCGAUUGAAGUGACUUCAGCCGAUGUAGAAUGGCGGAUUUUCAGCUAUGAUCCGGUGAUUCCGUUCAAACCUGUAGUGGAGCCAAAUCAUCCUGGUGCUUUUUUAGCGCAGGAUCCAGUAGAAAUUCUGAAAAGUGGGAAUUUGACAGACAUACCUUGGAUGACAGGUUUUACGUCACAUGAGGGCGCCCUUCGUGCAGCAAACUUGUAUGGACACGAUGACACGAAGCACUAUAUUCAGAAACUGGCCAACAAUUACUUGGAAUUGGCCCCGGUGACCUUCAUGUACGACAACGUUUGUUCAAAGUAUAUGCACACGCAAAUUGCUGAAAAAAUCAGAGAAUUUUAUCUUGGAAACAGAGCCAUCGAUGAAUCAACAAGAAUGGAUUUGAUACACAUGUAUUCCGACGCUAUGUUCACCGUCAAUGCAGCGAAGGCUGUGGAAAAGCAUCUCAAAAGUCUCGGAAGUCCCAUUUAUUAUUACUACUUGGCCUAUCGUGGCAGUAAUUCAUGGUCAAAGGUAUUCGGUGAUGGAGAAAGAGACUAUGGAGUCUGUCACUGUGACGACCUUCUAUAUCUAUUUCCCCAAGGUGAAGUUUUCUCACCAGGUAGUGUCUUAACAGAAGAGGAUGGGAAAAUGGUCGAUAUCAUGACAACUUUGUGGUACAAUUUCGCUAAAACUGGAAAUCCUACCCCCGAAGUUACUCCAGAAUUACCAGUGAAAUGGAAACCAGUGAGAACGAGCGCGUCAGAGUAUCUUUCAAUUGAAAGUCCUCAGCAUAUGCGAAUGUCUGAAAAUUUAUUGAAGGACAGACUGCAAUUUUGGGAGGGGUUACCGUGCGCUGCAGGUCUCGCCCCAUUGAUUGCAUCGGAUCACGUGAAGGACGAAUUGUGAAUACAGUGAAUAAUCCUGUCGCUUAAUAAACAACAUAUUAGUCUUCAUUAAAA